Planococcus citri (citrus mealybug) is the source of this 2048-nucleotide messenger RNA. RefSeq lists its product as uncharacterized. The transcript has 2 exons. The record is from RefSeq and is a predicted model, not a curated record. The coding region runs from base 471 to 1787 and encodes 438 amino acids. Lineage: Eukaryota; Metazoa; Arthropoda; Insecta; Hemiptera; Pseudococcidae.
AAAAAUUAGACUGCUGAGACUGAGUUGAUAGUUCAAUUUGGUAGCCUUGUUUCAAAUACGUUAAUUGUAUGUAAAUGAAAAAGAAGUGAACCAUAAUGAAGUGAACUUUGUCUUGUCACACGAUAUGACACAUGGUGAACAAUUGCACGUGGGGGAGGAGCUCGUUUGUGUAUUAUUCGUUUUUUGAUAAGUAAAUGUUUUGAGAAUCGAUGGAAUGAAAUUUGGAAUGUAAGCUAGACGAACUCGCAGUAGCAAAACAAAAGAAAUCUACCUACCUAACUACGUAUUUUUGUUCCAGUCUAAUAACGAUAGAGUUCGAACGUAAAUCUUCGAGGUUUUCAUUUUCAUCCUACUUGUCGGAGUGAAUGUGAAUUUUGAACGAAUGUCGCGAUCAAUUUAUUAAUAUAUUUUUAUCAGUUUAAUAUAUCGUUGCGGAAAAUUCAUAAAAUCAUAAAAUAGGUACCUACAUCAUGGUGCUGUACAGUGCGAUACAUCUCAAUUUAACCGAUCGAAUCGAAGAGUUGGAGAAAGAAAUACUGAACCGGGAGGAUAAAAUGUGCGAAAUAGAAGCCAAAGUAUUCCACGAUCAUCUUCUCGCCCUUCACGAUCGACUUAUUGCCUAUGAAAUUCAAUUCGAGGCGAACGUGACCGAUUACACGUACCUGACCACUCAUCUGCGUGUACUUCGCCCUUACCACCUCAAGGUAAUCGAUUUGCAGAUAAAAUUAACCAAAAUCUUCACACCUACCACAGCAUCGAAGACAAAAACCAAGGUAAUCAAUCUAUUUGACCAUCAAAACGAAGAUCUCGAACUCGAAAUCGUAGAAAAACUACACGCGCGAAUUCAAAAACAAAAUUUUCUAAUCAGACAAAUUGAUUCGGUGCAAACAAACGAAGAUAUUUGCCCAGGAAAAGCUGAAGUAUUGUACAAUCACAUCGGUAGACUUUACGAUACGUUUAUUUCAAAUCAAGUUCAGAUCGAGACGUUGGUCGAAAAAGAUCCUAGUUUAUUUAGUCAACAAAAAAUCACAGCAGAAGUUCAACAAAAAGUAAUCGAUUUUCAAACAAAAAUGAAUAAAAUAAUCACACCUACUGCGUCAAAAUCUCCUACGAAAUUCGAUUCAGAUCAGAUUGACGAUGACGAAAUAAUACACACUGAUUCCAGUGAUUUAGACGUAUUGUUCAAAAAACGAGAAUCCACAAUUAAUCGAAUGACAUCCCUAGACCAAAAAGAUAACCUAAGCCCAGAAAAAGCCGAAAUAUUAUACCAGCAUCUCACUCCCUUGUACCAAUCAUUUAUCUCGGAUCAGAAUGAGAUCGAGACCCUGGUCAGUGGCACUUUGCUCGAAGCUCAACAAGAAAUUUCUAGACAAAUCCAAAACAAAGUGAUCGAACUUCAAACAACUUUCAAAAAACUCUUCGCACCUGCCACUUCUUCAUCUACAACAGAGCUCAAAACAUGCUCCGAUCUAAUCGCCUUAUUCAACGAGUUAUUUAUCUCGGAUCAAACUGGCAAUGGCAAUAGCAGAAUUACUCAUCAUAAUCAAUUGGAAAUCAGCAGAGAUAUUCACAGAAAGCUCAACUGUCUUCAAUCGACGCUCAACAGAAUACUUUCAUCGUCUGCUGUAUCGACGUAUUUGAAAGAAAUUAACGUAACCGAGCAAUCUAUUGAAGCUCAAACAUCGUCGUCUCAAACGUCAAUUGUUGUUGAAAAUAAUGAUAAACGUAAUUUAGCACUUAAACGUCCAAGAAUGAGUAUUCUAGAUGAACCUUUUUCCCGUGAAUAAUAAUUUAAGACAUAGACGUAUGCUGAAAUAGUACCUAUUGAGAAAAUGCUUGUGAUUCCUUAAAUUUAACGUACCUACAACUAUAGGUACCUACCUAGUUGAGUUGAUCAACAUUAAAUUUACGACCUUUUUUUUUUACGAAUAAGUGUUCUAGAGGUUUAACAGACUUUUAAUGCAAUUAGAAAGUUUUUUGUUCGUAGUUGACUUUUUGAAUUUAAAAUUGAAAAUACAUUUUUUAAAUUAAAAUAUCAAAAUGUAUAA